AAGCAAAAAGAGUUCACCCGACGACGACGCUGGUCAGCCUGGCCCGCUCGCUGGCGCCCAAGGAUGGCACGUCUCUUGUGGCUCGUUCUGCUUGCAGCCACCGCCUCGGGCCGAUGGUCGUCUUCGCGCAAGCACUCCACGGGAAACGGCUGCGGAUUUCAGAGCUGCCCGGCGUUGUCCAAUGACUACUUGAACGUGCACAUCAUCUGCCACAGCCAUUUGGAUGCUGGCUGGUUGGAUACCGUCGGCAAUAUCUUCACGUCCAAUGUACAGCACAUUUACGCCUCCGUGCGGGAGAGCCUGAUGAAGUAUCCCGCAGCGCAGGUUCGUCAGCGCCGAGAACGUCUUCUUCAGCCGGUGGCUUAGAAUGCAGACGAACUACCAGGCCAGCGAGUCUGUCCACGAGCUCGUCCGAGCCGGUAGGCUUCAGUUUGUAGGUGGCGGGUGGACUCAGAACGACGAAGCUGUGACGCACUACACGGCCAUCGUUGAUCAGAUGACGAUGGGACUGCGCUUCCUGAACCACACGUUCGGCGAGUGCGGCAACGUCAAGGUGGCCUGGCAGAUCGACCCGUUCGGCCACUCGAAGGCAUUCGCCGCACUCGUCGCGGAGAUGGGCUUCGACUGUCUGGUGGUGAGCAGGGUGCACCAUGCGCUAGCGAAUCACUGGCGAGACAGCAAGAGACUAGAGUUUGUCUGGAAGCCGCAGCCCGAGAUUGGCUCCAGUCACGACAUGUUCACCAUGAUAAUGUACGGAAACACCUACACUGUGCCGUCAGAGUUCUGCGUCCAGGACUACUACUGCUCCGUGUACGACAGCCAGGCUGGCGUCGUUCAAAUGGCGGAGGAUAUACUGAAGCUGGUCUUCAAGCAGAGCGCGGCCUACGCAACCAACAACAUCGCCAUCUACAUCGGCGGUGACCUGGCCUUCCAGAACGCGGAUCGCUGGUUCAACCAGGUGGACGCCAGCAUCAAGGCCGUCAAUGAGGUGGCUCGCAAGAAGGGCCACCGAGUACGCGCCACGUACUCGACGCCGCUGUGCUACCUCGGGGCGCUGCACGCCUCCAAUCGGUCGUGGCCCGUGUACCGCGGCGACCUGGUUCCGUACGCGGACAUACCGGGCCGCACCUGGGUGGGGUUCUAUUCGAGUCGACCCAACCUGAAGGAGUACGCCCGAUAUGCCAACGGGUUCUUGCAGGUUCGGCACCACGCAUAUUAG
Rhipicephalus microplus (southern cattle tick) is the source of this 1219-nucleotide messenger RNA. Its product is annotated as lysosomal alpha-mannosidase. Gene Ontology annotation, biological process: mannose metabolic process. Lineage: Eukaryota; Metazoa; Arthropoda; Arachnida; Ixodida; Ixodidae. Gene Ontology annotation, molecular function: alpha-mannosidase activity; carbohydrate binding. Gene Ontology annotation, cellular component: lysosome. The record is from RefSeq and is a predicted model, not a curated record.